Messenger RNA from Pseudophryne corroboree (corroboree frog), 2416 nucleotides. RefSeq names its product fatty acid amide hydrolase 2 (gene FAAH2). The record is from RefSeq and is a predicted model, not a curated record. The transcript has 10 exons. Lineage: Eukaryota; Metazoa; Chordata; Amphibia; Anura; Myobatrachidae. Gene Ontology annotation, cellular component: endomembrane system. The coding region runs from base 342 to 1913 and encodes 523 amino acids.
CAUAAGCAUUUCCGCACUGUGAAGGUUCCGGGCGGCGCUUUCAUAUAUAAACUAUGACUGUGUUCAUUUACUACUAUCGUACCUUAUGUGUUUCGGUCUGAGGCAGCUGAACACUUGAUUUUACACCGCUUUGCAGGUCAGGGAUAGGUUUUGCAGGAUUUUACUCUUCUGCCCGGAUUCCUACUGAUAUGAAUUUUGGUUCUAUUACAGUAUGACUGCCUAUAGUAAAAUGUUAUAACUGUGAAUAUAAGUGCCCAGAAGUGGAUGUUGCGGUUUCGGUUCCUGUCUUUUAGCUCAGUGACCCGCUUAUUGUCUUAUUGAUAACUGUUACGCAUUUCAAGAUGAAAAUCCUGCACAGUGUCAUUAGUUUUCUACUGCAAGUGAUCUCCAAGUUACUUCUGGCCCUUAUCCGCCUGUGGUCCACCUUCUCCUGGAGCCCUCCUGGGCCGGAUCCUCCUCGAGAUCCCCUGUUACUCAUCCCAGCCUCUGUCCUGGCAGAGAGGAUCCGACGAGGAGAGGUCAAGAGCAGUGUGGUUGUGCAGUCCUUUAUAUCUAGAAUUAGAGAAGUAAACCCUGCACUCAAUGCUUUAGUAUGUGAUCGUUUUGAUGAUGCCCUACGAGAAGCACGUGCAGUUGAUGACCUGGUGUCCUCUAGGACAGAAGAUGAGGCAACCCUUAAAGACAAGUAUCCACUACUUGGUGUCCCACUAACUGUUAAGGAAGCAUUCGCUUUGGAAGGCAUGCCACAGAGUUCUGGACUUCUAUCUCGAUGCUCGCUGCGCUCAGUCAAUGAUGCUGCUGUUGUCUUACAGUUGAAGAGAGCUGGUGCUAUUCCUCUUGGUGUUACUAACUGCAGUGAAUUGUGCAUGUGGUACGAGUCAAGCAACAAAGUAUAUGGCAGGACAAGGAAUCCAUACAACACCCAACAUAUAGUAGGCGGUAGCUCUGGAGGAGAAGGCUGUAUCCUGGCUUCCGGUGGAUCAGUUAUUGGGGUAGGCUCUGAUAUUGGAGGCAGUAUAAGAAUGCCAGCAUUUUUUAAUGGAAUAUUUGGACACAAACCAACUCCAGGUAUUGUCCCCAACGAAGGUCAGUUUCCUAAUGCUCAUGGUUAUCGCACUGAGCUCUUGUGCACUGGUCCUAUGUGUAGAUAUGCAGUAGAUCUGCCUGUUGUCCUAAAAGUCAUGGCUGGAAAGAAUGUGGAGAAGUUGUCUCUUGAUCAGGAAGUGUCUUUGCACAAUCUGAAGUUCUUUUACAUGAAAAAUGAUGGGGGUUGUAUGUUUGUGUCUCCUAUGGAUGAAGAAUUGGUCCAAGCACAAAGGCGGGUGGUCACACAUUUAGAGACUGAGUUUGGAGUCAGCGUCCAACCCAUCAGUAUAUACAACAUGCGUUAUUCUUUUCAGAUCUGGUCAGCUGCUAUGUCAUCUGGUGCGAGCAAAGAAGAGAGCUUUACACAUUUGAUGUCUAAUGGGAAACGUUGGUGGCCAAGUUUUGAACUUCUAAAAUGGAUGAUAGGUCUAUCACCACACACUAUACCAGCAUUAGGUCUGACUCUUACUGAGAAUUUGGCUAAUUUAAAUACUCAAGGAAAUGCGAAAAUGAUACAGAAAGCCAAAAACCUAAAAGAUGAACUGAAUUCUUUACUUGGGAAUGAUGGAAUUCUUCUGUACCCUUCGCAUCCCAAGAUCGCCCCAAAACACCAUGAACCGAUUGCAAUGCCGUUCAAUUUUGCAUAUACUGCUAUUUUUAAUGUUUUAGGACUUCCGGUCACUCAGUGCCCAUUGGGGCUUUCUAAGGCUGGAUUGCCCUUGGGGAUACAAAUAGUCUCUUCUCAGUAUAAUGACCACCUGACUUUGGCACUUGCUCAGCACUUAGAAAAGGCUUUCGGAGGAUGGAAACCACCAGGAAGUGACUGAUGUCUCCCUCAUGACAGUUCAAAAGUGUUCUCAUGUAAGGACAUUUGAAUGUUGCCAGUCCAUAGGCAUUGUAAAUCACACACUAAAAAUAACUAAUUUUGUUUUAUAUUCUGUGAUAGGAAAGUCAUUGAAACUAAUUUAAUUUGCUUGUGUUCUGCAAACUCUAUAAAUAGCAGACUUUCAUUGGCAGUGCUGUCCGAAAGAAAAAAACUGAAAGACACCAUGACAAUGAAACAACUACAGUAACUCUGGGCCAACAAUACCUUGACACGGCUGGUGUUGUGCAAAGUUAGAAACAUAAUGUAGGUGGGGGAUACUUGUUUUUCAAGGUUUUCUUAUAAUGCAAUAUUACACAGGAUGGGAGCAAGAAUCAUGGAGGCUGCUCAAAUCUGUUUACCUUUUCAUGGUUGAUCCUGCCAUCAUGCGGUAUACAACAAUGUUGUUAUAAGGCAUCCUGUUUAAGAAAUAAAUGCAAUACUUUAAUGAGGAAGAAAAAUACCAAA